AUGUUGAUCCUACUUGUGCUAUGUUUGCUCAGUUUGGAACGAAUGGGGGCUGCCACAACCAAGCCGGAAUUGAAUUCCCUGGUGAAAAAGUUAUGGACUCUCGAUAGAAAAGAAAUGCAGCCUUUGGUACAAAAACAACAACUAAAUAAACAAGGUCGUGUUGGAUUCACUCGCGGAACUCCACCGGACGAAGCAAGAGCCAGUCUGUUCCAAGGAGUCAAUAUGAACCAGCUUCGGAAAAAACGCACGAUUGAAGCGUUUUUCCAAUUGAUGGACAAUUAUGUUCCCGCUCUGGGUAUACGUGAGACUAUGGAUACGAAAGAGAAAUCAGAGGUCAAUGCAUUCUUGGAUGCCGUGGUGAGCACCCAAGUCAUGCAAGAAGCCCACCAGUUCCUGGUUAGUAAACGACUGAGUCCAGCUGGCAAGCGUGACUUCAAAGAACAGCUCUAUAAUAUCUGGUUCAAAUUUUAUCGACGAAACGGGCAAGUUUUGUUCGUAUUUAUUUCUUGUGUUAGGUUGUCCUACUAG
Messenger RNA from Echinostoma caproni, 528 nucleotides. The record is from the annotation of a GenBank genome assembly. Lineage: Eukaryota; Metazoa; Platyhelminthes; Trematoda; Plagiorchiida; Echinostomatidae.